Penicillium alfredii is the source of this 1020-nucleotide messenger RNA. Its product is annotated as ribosomal RNA processing 1 family protein. Gene Ontology annotation, cellular component: preribosome, large subunit precursor; preribosome, small subunit precursor; nucleus. The coding region runs from base 1 to 1020 and encodes 339 amino acids. The record is from RefSeq and is a predicted model, not a curated record. Gene Ontology annotation, biological process: rRNA processing. Lineage: Eukaryota; Fungi; Ascomycota; Eurotiomycetes; Eurotiales; Aspergillaceae. The transcript is spliced from 3 exons.
AUGGCGGAUAUACAGAAAACUCCCUUUGUGAGGGAGCUCGCCUCGAGCGACCGAAAAAUCCGGGACAAGGCUCUCGAGUCAUUAACACUAUUUUUGCGCUCGCGCACCGAUUUGACCCUCCUGGAUCUGCUGAAGCUGUGGAAGGGCCUGUUCUUCUGUUUCUACCACUCCGAUAGACCUCUUACCCAACAAGCUCUCGCCCGCGCUCUCUCCUCUCUCGUCCCGUCUCUCCCGCCCUCCUCGGUACAUCGCUUCCUCCGCGCGUUUUGGAUUACCAUCGGGCGGGAUUUCCACUCGCUGGACCGGCUGCGGCUGGACAAGUAUCUGUUUCUGAUUCGGUGCUAUGUCGGGGUUGCAUUCGAGAUCUUCGUGAAGAACGGAGGCAAAGGAUCAGGAUCGAAAGAGGCGAACGGCGACGGGAAAAAGCGCAAGAGAGAAGACGCAGGGAAGCAGGGCAGUCGUGGGAAGAAGCACAAGAAACAGGCCGAGGGUAGUACACCUGCCACGGAACAAGAGAACGAUGACGACCAAAAACAAUCAGAAGACGACGCUAAGUGGGCGGAUCUCUCGGCGUAUAUCGCCAUCAUCGAGGAGGGCCCGCUGUGCCCGGUCAACUUCGACCCGGAUCAGCCUUCUAAGCCCGUCGCCGACGAGGAGGACCCGAACUCCGUUCCUAUGCCGCAUGGCCCGGACGGGCUGCGCUACCAUCUCAUUGAUCUCUGGGUCGACGAGCUGGAGAAGGUCCUAGAGUUUGAGGAGCUCGGGGAUGAGGGCGCCGAGGCUGAGAACAGCGAUGGCGAGCCAGUCCAAAACCGGAAGAUCAAGGGCGAUGUGCCUAUCGAGCUUCUGCUACGGCCGCUGGAGAAGCUGCGCACCGAGAGUCCUUACAAGCCUUUGCGGACGCGGGCUGCAGAGGCGUUAGAUGACGACCGGUUGGUGGAGUGGGGAGUCCGGACUCGCAAGGUCGAGGAAGACGAGGAGGAGAGUGAGCAGGAAUGGGGUGGUUUCGGGGACGAUUGA